Arvicola amphibius (Eurasian water vole) is the source of this 603-nucleotide messenger RNA. Its product is annotated as transcription initiation factor TFIID subunit 10-like. Gene Ontology annotation, cellular component: transcription factor TFIID complex; nucleus; SAGA complex. Gene Ontology annotation, molecular function: RNA polymerase II general transcription initiation factor activity; promoter-specific chromatin binding. NCBI's taxonomy places the organism in Eukaryota, Metazoa, Chordata, Mammalia, Rodentia, Cricetidae. Gene Ontology annotation, biological process: transcription initiation at RNA polymerase II promoter. The record is from RefSeq and is a predicted model, not a curated record.
AUGAGCUGCAGUGGCUACAGUGCGGACUCCGAGGCGACGCCGGACAUGCUGCCCACCAGCACAACCAAGGAGAGCAAGGCCAGCCUCGCGGGUAAGGCAGCGGGACCCGGGGCUGGAGCCGCCACUUUGGGCACGGGCACCGUAGCGGUGCGAGCCGGGGAGUGGGCAGAGCUGCGCGUGCAGGCAUGGGGGGCAGCAGGCAGCACGGUUCCCCCUGAAAGGGCAAUGUCUAGCCGGGUUUACGCCCUGCUGAGCACGCCCAACCGAGAAGUGAAGCCCAUAGUGUCCAGCACGCCACUGGUGGACUUCUUGAUGCAGCUGGAGGAUUACACCCCUACCAUCCCAGAUGUAGUGACUGGUUUUUACCUAAACUGUGCUGGCUUUGAAGCUUCAGACCCACGCAUAGUCCGGCUCAUCUCACUAGCUGCCCAGAAAUUCAUCUCAGAUAUUGCUAAUGAUGCCCUACAGCACUGCAAAAUGAAGGGCACAGCUUCUGGCAACUCCCAGAGCAAGAGCAAGGACCGCAAGUACACCCUAGAGGACUUGAUCCCUGCCCUCAGUGAAUAUGGCAUCAAUGUGAAGAAGCUGCACUACUUCACCUGA